UUAUGACGUAUGUGAUGUGGGCGUGGUUGUAAUCAUUCAAACAUGGCGACUCCCGUGUCGGUGGUGGAUGAGAUAGAAGAUUACUCCUUUUUGCCUCUUAUACACGAUAUUAUCAAAUGCAUGGAUAAAGAUAACCAGGAUGUGCACCAGGAGUUAAACAAGUUGAGGACGCGGAUCCAGGACACGCGGGAGCAGAUCUUGGCCAUGCCCGGCAUCGACCUGAGCUCUGAGGUGCAGCAGCACAAACUCCGCACACUGAGAGAGCAAGUCCGCACCAAGAACCAGCUCUUACAGAAAUACAAGGGCUUGUGCAUGUUUGACAUCCCCAAACCCUCCUGAUGCCCAUUAAACAUUAAAGAACUUCUGGAGUAUUGUUUGAACACACAAAGGAGACAUGUUGUGGAUCCUGCUCUGACCUGCUGCUCCACAUGAGGACACUUUCUCUUUCACAUAAAUUAAUAUAUCCCAUAUCAACCCGUGCUUUUCUUGUUGUUGCGUUUGCAUAUAUGAUAAACAAUGCCUGUUUACAUACUCA
Molecule: messenger RNA, 535 nt
Organism: Ictalurus furcatus (blue catfish)
Lineage: Eukaryota; Metazoa; Chordata; Actinopteri; Siluriformes; Ictaluridae
Gene: med9
Product: mediator complex subunit 9
Exons: 2
Coding region: 43-339 (98 amino acids)
Biological process (GO): regulation of transcription by RNA polymerase II
Cellular component (GO): mediator complex
Molecular function (GO): transcription coregulator activity
Source: RefSeq, a predicted model, not a curated record